AUGGUGGAAAGUCUUAUAGUCUCUAAACUGGAUUAUUGCAACGUUGUGUUUAGUCCUCUCCCAGAGUACCAGACCAAACGCCUUCAAAGAGUACAGAAUACGUGUGCGGGUUUUGUGUUAACUAAAUUUGCUGGACUCCAGGAUGUUAGAAACCCAGGUUGGCUCACAAUCAAAGAGCGUUUUGAAUUUAAUAUAGCUAAGCUAGCGCACAAGUCAUUAUACAAUGAGGACUUUCCACUAAAACUCAAGCAACACGUCGUAAAUUGUUAUAGUCUUAGGUCAUUAGCUGCACCAAAAUUAGAACUUGCCAACAAAAUUGAGAAGAUCACUCUACAAGAUCAAGCUGCAGAAGCUUUUAAUAAGCUUCCUCGGGAGCUAAGGAAUUGCAGUGACCAUGCGCUUUUUUGUAUAAAUCUUAAGAGACACAUACUGACAUGCAAUGGAUAA
Messenger RNA from Stylophora pistillata, 447 nucleotides. RefSeq lists its product as uncharacterized. The record is from RefSeq and is a predicted model, not a curated record. Lineage: Eukaryota; Metazoa; Cnidaria; Anthozoa; Scleractinia; Pocilloporidae.